CGCACAUGCGCAGUUGUGUCCAUGUAAUUUCUAUUUGGCUCAGCAAGUAUCCUGUAGCGUACUUUAUUCAUUUUGCUUUGUAAUUAUUCUUCCCAGUGUCUCGCUUGAAAGAAAAAGUUAAGAGUCCUUGUAGUUUAAUCCACAUGGUCUGCAGUGAUGGCAUCAGAGGAGAAGAAGCCAGAUGCAGAAACGCAUAAGACACAUUCAAUGACAUCAUCCUCUAAGUCUGCUCCAGUCAAGCCAAACUACUCCUUGAAGUUUACUCUCGCAGGCCACACAAAAGCUAUAUCAUCUGUGAAAUUCAGCCCUAGUGGUGAAUGGUUGGCCAGUUCAUCGGCAGACAAGCUCAUCAAACUAUGGGGUGCUUAUGAUGGAAAAUUUGAGAAGUCUCUUUCAGGACAUAAACUUGGAAUAUCAGAUAUUUCCUGGUCCUCAGACUCAAACCUUGUGGUGUCUGCAUCAGAUGACAAGACACUAAAGAUCUGGGACAUGAGUUUGGGAAAAUGUCUGAAGACACUGAAAGGCCACAGCAAUUAUGUCUUCUGUUGUAAUUUCAACCCACAGUCAAAUCUUGUUGUGUCUGGAUCUUUUGACGAGAGCGUCCGGAUAUGGGAUGUAAAAACUGGGAAGUGUCUUAAGACUCUGCCAGCCCAUUCUGACCCAGUCUCAGCGGUUCACUUUAACAGAGAUGGCUCUCUAAUAGUAUCCAGUAGCUAUGAUGGUUUAUGUCGAUUGUGGGACACUGCAUCAGGACAAUGUCUGAAAACACUUAUUGAUGAUGACAACCCUCCUGUCUCAUUUGUGAAGUUUUCUCCAAAUGGCAAAUACAUUCUAGCUGCAACACUGGACAACACCUUAAAGCUUUGGGACUACAGCAAAGGAAAGUGCCUUAAAACGUACACUGGCCAUAAGAAUGAGAAAUAUUGUGUGUUUGCCAAUUUUUCCGUGACUGGUGGAAAGUGGAUUGUCUCAGGCUCUGAAGACAACAUGGUGUAUAUUUGGAACUUGCAGACCAAAGAAAUUGUGCAGAAAUUACAGGGCCACACAGAUGUAGUGAUCUCGACAGCUUGUCACCCUACAGAGAACAUCAUUGCAUCUGCGUCCCUAGAGAGUGACAAGACCAUCAAACUGUGGAGGAGUGAUCGCUAAGUUAAAGCAGAGUACUUCAAAGACAUUGUUGAAGACGUCAGAGCGGCAACUUGAAUGUGUUUCUUUUACAAUGCUUUGGAUAGCACAUAAAGUGUUAUCUGAGAGAUGGGCAGGUCCUAUCUGCUCCAAAUAGUGACAAUCUCAUGCAUCUUUAAGCCUUUCUCUCCUUAAUGUACUUUUACUGAAAUGACCUACUGUUAUCUUUUCACUUUACCUUAAUUUAUUAUUGAAGAGUAAACAUUUGUCAGAUCUUGUGUUUUAUUGUUUUGGGUGAAGGAUGUACUUAUGGUAGACAUACCAAAAAUGAAAUGCUGUAAGAUAUUUUAUUUUGUUCAAGACUUUUUUUUGCUGUUGAAUGUUUGCCUUUUUUUUAUAAGUGUUUGCAAUUAUCCAAUAUUUAUGUAAUCGAGAAAUGUCUCUUGAAAGCUUUUAUUGUGUCUAAGCAUUAUUUUCUAAUAUUUCUGAUUUGAUACAAAAGAAGAAAUUUGCCUCCUCAGUUUCAAGGUAUGACUUUGAUGCAUUUAAGAAUUGGGUACAUUUCCAUUAAAUUCUUGA
This is a messenger RNA of Xyrauchen texanus (razorback sucker), 1704 nucleotides long. Its product is annotated as WD repeat-containing protein 5-like. Gene Ontology annotation, cellular component: Set1C/COMPASS complex. Gene Ontology annotation, molecular function: histone binding. Bases 157 to 1149 code for a protein of 330 amino acids. The record is from RefSeq and is a predicted model, not a curated record. The transcript is spliced from 14 exons. NCBI's taxonomy places the organism in Eukaryota, Metazoa, Chordata, Actinopteri, Cypriniformes, Catostomidae.